AUGGAUGCCCUCUCUCCUAUGCCCGCCGAGGCCUCUCUCAUGUUCCCUGCCGAGUCCUCCCCCGUGCCUACUGAGGCACCGCCAGCUCUCAUAUCGCUACCUACUCCACCCGAAGACCUCAGCUUUACCACCUACAAGGAGGCGCUGGAGUCGAUCAACGUGUUUGCUAGCACCCAUGGCUACGCGAUCUCUAUUCAGCGGUCAACAAAGGGUAAACCUAUCUACCUUCAUUGCUCUCGGAGCCAGGCUUACCGGAAUCGACGGCGUACGGAGAGGAAGUCCUUCACCAAAUCAACCGAGUGCCCCUUCAGAGCUAGGCUACGGUGUGGCAGCGAUAAAAGGUGGCGGUUUGAGCCCAAAGUUUCCGUACAUAACCAUCCCAGUACUCCUUUGUGUACGCAUGCCCGCCACCGUCAGCGAGAGACGGCGGAAAAUGCUCACUUCAUUACGAGUCAGCUUUCCCUGGGAACCCCCCGCGCCAAAUCCUCCAUGGGAUUCGAACCGCUGCACGCGAGGCAAAUAGAGAAACGGGUAUUGGGUCUCAGGAGAUUCAGGGCUUUAGACGGAUGGACUCUUAAAGGGCCGGAAGCCCGUACAGGCUCUGAUCGAAGACCUUCCUCGGAUAGCGUCCAUUUCCGUCUAAAGUCCUGA
This is a messenger RNA of Penicillium bovifimosum, 651 nucleotides long. RefSeq lists its product as uncharacterized. The transcript has a single exon. The record is from RefSeq and is a predicted model, not a curated record. NCBI's taxonomy places the organism in Eukaryota, Fungi, Ascomycota, Eurotiomycetes, Eurotiales, Aspergillaceae. Bases 1 to 651 code for a protein of 216 amino acids.